CCAGACACGGCGGCGCGCCGGACCUGAAACAUGGCGGAUAUCCAGGCAGCGGCGGCUCGUGGCGCUCCUCCUCUUCAUCCUCCGGUACCCGCGGCGUCCCGGAACGGCUCCGGGGGGCAGACAGUAACGGCGGGACCCCGCAUCGUGCGGAUUAUUAAGUCGGAGUCGGGUUACGGUUUUAAUGUCCGCGGGCAGGUGAGUGAAGGCGGCCAGCUGCGCAGCAUUAACGGGCAGCUGUAUGCGCCUCUGCAGCACGUGAGCGCCGUGUUACCGGGAGGGGCGGCGGACCGAGCCGGGAUAUCCAGAGGAGACCGGAUCCUGGAGGUGAACGGCGUGAGCGUGGAAGGUGCUACACAUAAGCAAGUGGUGGAUCUGAUUCGAACCGGAGAGAAGGAGCUGGUGCUCGCUGUUCUGUCUGUGUCCCCGCAGGAAGUAGACUGUCUCGACUCUGGAGAGGACGGCUCAUCUCCACUUAAUUAUGACUACAGUGACAAGCAGGCGGUGCCCAUCUCCAUCCCCACCUUCAAGCAUGUGGAGCAGCAUGGAGAAAGAUUUGUUGUGUAUAAUGUCUAUAUAUCUGGCAGACAGUUGUGCUCAAAGCGCUACCGGGAAUUUUCCAUUCUGCACCAGAACCUGAAGAGAGAGUUUUCCUCUUACUCGUUUCCCAAACUUCCAGGGAAAUGGCCUUUCUCUCUCUCUGACCAACAGCUGGAUGCCCGUAGGAGAGGUCUGGAGGAAUACUUGGAGAAAGUGUGUUCAGUCAGGGUCAUUGGAGAGAGUGACAUUAUGCAAGAGUUCCUCUCGGAGUCAGACGAGAACUAUAAUGGUGUAACCGAUGUGGAGUUGCGAAUAGCCCUGCCAGAUAAGACCACCAUUUCAGUUCGAGUGCGCAAAAACAGCACCACUGACCAAGUCUACCAGGCCCUAGUGGUGACAGUUGGCAUGGACAGCAUCAUGGCCAGUUACUUUGCCCUUUUUGAAGUGAUUAACCACUCCUUUGUCCGUAAGUUGGCCCCUAACGAGUUCCCCCACAAGCUGUAUGUGCAGAACUACACGUCAGCGGUGCCAGGGACCUGUCUGGCCCUGCGCAAGUGGCUCUUCAGUACAGAGGAGCAAGAGCUUCUCCAGGACAGUCCUCUAGCUCUGCAUUACUGCUUCCACCAGGCUCAGGAAGAUGUGAAGAAGGGAUUCAUCAAGCCAGAAGAUAAAUCCUAUCAGCUUCAGAAGCUUGCUGAGCAGAGAAAGACGGCCAUGUAUCUGAAUUUGUUACGCACGUGUGAGGGCUAUAAUGAAGUAGCGUUCCCCCAUUGCUCAUGUGAUUCCCGGAGGAGAGGUCAUGUGAUCGCUGCUGUCAGUAUUCACCACUUCAAACUGCACGCUUGCACUGAGGAUGGCACGCUAGAGAACCAGGUUAUAGCUUUCGAAUGGUCGGAGAUGCAGAGGUGGGACACAGACGAGGAGGGAAUGGCAUUCUGCUUUGAAUAUGUCCGAGGGGAGAAAAAGCCUCGCUGGGUCAAAAUCUUCACUCCUUAUUUUAACUACAUGCACGAGUGCUUCGAGAGAAUUUUCUGUGAGCUCAGCUGGACGAAAGAGGUGGAAGAUGAGGCCUCGGAGAAAGACAAGAAUUGCAAUGAGUACCUCCCUCCUUUGGAGCAGCAGAAAGGAUGGCACCACCUAGGGAAAGAAAUUGCCACCUCUUAGGAAGAUGUUUCUCUGGACACCAGAAUAAACUGAGCUGGACCACCAUACUAGAACAAAAAAAUACAACCACCAUGUUACCAGGGCAGCAACCCGGGUUCUGUUGAGCUGCAGAGGGUUCUGUAGUCCUGCCACAAUCUCCUUGGCAACUGAGAAUUAUUUCCAGAGCAACGCACAUUUACAGCUAAAUAAGGGAUGUUGCUACAGAUGUACAGCACAUCAAAAUAUUGUGGUCAUGACAUCAGUAAAUACAUCUCCUUAUAACUUUACAUUAUGUUGAGUAGAAAUGCAAAAAAUUGCUUAGUCCUAGGAACAGUCUCUCAUUUCCCCACUGGCCGGCCACAGCGCAAGACGGUGUUAAUUAAAGAAGGGUGUGUUGUCACCAUUCAUCAUCUUUUAGAAUAGUCGCCAUGACUGAGUCCCGACUCUCAAAAGAGCAGAUUUAGAUUUGGACCAUUUCCAUAGAAAACCUUUCACCGCAUUGAUUAAAAGUAGUUGAACUCGAAGAGCUUUUCUUAAUAUGAAAUUUAAGAUCGCUAAAGUAGGUUUGGACAUAAAGGUGGUUUGAAACGAGUUUAAUUUCAUCAGUAAACUGCAUGAACCCCAAGGCUUCAUCUUGAAUAAUGCUUGGAACGCUUGUGGGCCGUUAGAUUCUCUUUAUGAAGCACGUGGUUAAGUUCGGUUAUCGGUGUUUUUCUGGUCGCAUCUAAACGAUGCGGUGUAAGAGUCGUACUGUUUGGAUGCAUGGGAUUGAACAGAAGAGCUACAAAUACUGAAGGACGUCUGAUGAGUGUAAACCUUUUCCAAACCCGUUUCUGUUCUUAACUGGAGGAUCUUGGAAAGCUGGCAAUAGAAACAAACUCGGCUGUAACGUGACAACAGUUGUCUAGGAACGUUCAGGAUAUUGAGGUGCAGUUCUCUCGUAUUCUGAAAGGGGGCAGCAAUACUCCAUGUACUACAAAUGAAAAUCUCAGUCUUGUGUUGGAGCGUUUGAACAUUAUUUAAAAGAAAAAAGUAUAGCAUUUUCAGCUCUUUACACGUGUGUGUGUGUGUGUGUGUGUGUGUGUGUGUGUACAGGAGCAGAUGAGUACGAGUCUGGGUUUGGUCCCUAAUGAGUGGUUAAACAGGGAUCUUCAAGUAUUUAAAGCAAUCAUUCCCUGGGGGUUGAGUAGAGAAGUGCAUGCAGUCCAUUAACUAUAUCAGGGGUCCAGUGAGACUGAGAACAAAGAGCAAGGAGAUGGUUAUAGAUUUACAAAAAGAAAAUCUUUCAUUAAAGUACCACUGCUGUCUGUCUGCUUAGAAAACUAGAAGCAAUCUGAAUCUCUUACGCUACGUUCACACUGCAAGGCUUAAUGCUCAAUUCCGAUUUUUUUGUGAAAUCCGAUUUUUUUGUGAGGUCGUUCACAUUAACAAAUAUAUGCGACUUGUAUGUGAUCCUCAGUAUGAACGAAAAGCGACCUAAAAGUGUUCCGCAUGCGCAUUGCAGGAUACGACGACGUCACACGCAGUGAGCAUGGCCAGUGUUUACGGAAGUAAAACCGCCCGGUUGCGGUAUGACCCAUCCAAUCUAGCUUGAAUAGCUGCAUCCCCCCAAAUGGAAAUCAGCUCCCUAACCUCUGCGUCCUUCCAUUGAGAAGAUUCAGAACCUUCACAGCCCGAAGCGUCCCUCGCAUUGAUGUCAUGCGCCAUGUUGUUGUAACUUUUUUUGAGAGACCCGCCGCCUACUUCAGCGCAGAAUAGUGACGUUCGUGGCUUGUUGAUGACGUGUAAGUCGGAUGAAUGCGACCUGGCGGUUCAGACUGAAGUCGCAUAUGAAAAGAGCGGAUAGGGAUCGGAAUUAGGACCACAUAUCCAAACGGCCUGGGUCGGAUUUGAAAAAAUCGGAUCUGUGUCGUUCAUAUUGUCAAUAAAAGAUCGGAUACAGGUCACAUAUGGGCGAAAAGAUCGGAUUUGAGUCACUUCAGCCUGCAGUGUGAACGUAGCCUUAAACACCACAUGGUAUAUAGCAGGUUAAUUCAGUAUUUUAGAAUUUAAAAAAGUGUUUUCUUGAUCAAGAUUUCCCUCCUUCCUUCCCUGUGUGUGGGUGUGUGUUCCAUAGUGCUUCCGUCUAACAAAAGAAAGAAAAUGGGACUGAACCCCUCAUUAUUCAAAUCUUACUUUAGCAAAUUUGAAGACGACUCCACACCCAGUGUUAACGCCAUUAUACCUGCCAUUUCUGUGUGGGUGUGUCUUUAUCCAUCAAACGCAUUGGCUUAGGUUCCAUGAUAAUUUUUAAUUUUGAAAAGAAUAGAAUAACAUGUAGGCACAUAUUCCACAUUGUGACUGUCUGGGUUUUUGUUUUUUUUUUUCCCCCACAGCCCCAGGAAUCACUGGUUAUUUUGUGAUGUUCAUUGUGCAUUUGUCGAAAUAAUAACCAGUGUUACACAAAGCAGGCUGUAUGUUUUUGUGGUCAUCCAAAACGUCUAAAAAUAAUACAGAUGUACCACAAUGUAUUUGCAAACCAAAUCAUUUCACCCAUCUGGAGUAAAACCUGGCAGCUGAAACGUGAAACACAAAAGGACCACAGUGGAUUGAUGAAGAGCUCUACUCAUGAAAUUUAAAAUGGCUUCCGACUUUUAGAUCAUAUUUAUAUAUUUUUAUUUUAUUUCUCCACCUCAGUUGUAUGACAUGUCUGGAGGGUUUCGUCAGAUGAUGAACUGGUCAGAAGAUGCAUUCGUCGGAGUUUUUCUUGUAUUACUUAUGUGUGCUUUUAACAGUAUUCACUAUAGCCUUUGAUUGAAAUGAUUUUUUUUUCCUGUUUAAUCAAUGUUAAUGAAGUCUAUUUGUGAUAGGUAAUUGAACUGAGGCUCUUUAGGGCUUGAAUUGGAAGGUAUUUAAUUUAUAAGUGGAAAAAGAAACUGAUGCUUUUUUCAUACAGCUUUGUUUAAAAAAAAACAAACUCGCCAUUGGUGAAUGAUAGUUUUAUAUCAAAUGUUUGAAAUGAUUUCACUAACCAAUAUAAAGUUCUAAAAGCUUGGCUUGGAGAAAAUGCCAUGUAGAAUAAAACAUUUAACAUAAUUUUAAAUAAAACUUGAAAAUGAUUGCCUUUUUUUUCAGGAGCGAGGUGUGCCUGUUCACUGCUGGCAGUCUGAGUAUUCUGUAUUCCCAAAUGUUCUUCCAGAGAGAGAUGAAUCUAUCCUGCCUUCCCCCCUCUUUUCCUUUGAAAGCUCUUGAAGCUGCUGAUAACGUAGUUAAGAUUUGACCUGUUUUCUGUUCUUGGACCCUUAUAUGGGGCUGAAGGGAUGUAGAUCAUUGUAGACACACGUACAAUAGGAGUGUGUAUAAGAAGCUUCCAAAAGUACUGGAACAGCAAGGCCAAUUUUUCUUUGCUAUACACAAGGGUUUGAGAUUUAAAAGGGGAAAAAAAAGAAUAUAAGAAAUUCUGAUCUAUUUUCAGCUUUCCUUUCCAAUACUUUCCUGUCCAUCACUGAAAGCACAUGCAAUAGGUACGUAAGCAUCCGAACUGGACCAUGGAGCAGUGGAAGGUGGCUUGGUCUGAUAAAUCACGUUGCCUUUUACAUAAUGUGGACAGUCGGAUGUGUGUGCAUCGCUUAUCUGGAGAAGAGAUGGCACCAGGAUGCACUAUGGGAAGAAAUUGAGCCAGCAGAGGCAGUGUGAUGCUCUGGACAAUGUUCUGCUGGGAAACCUUGGGUCCUGGCGUUCAUGUGGGUGUUACUUUGACAUGUGCCUGAACAUCGCUGCAGACCAAGUUCACCCCUUCAUGGCAAUGGUAUUCCCUAAUGGCAGUGACCACUUUCAGCAGAGUAAUGCAUCCUGACAUGGUGCAAACACCUGUUCAGAAAUGGUUUGAGGAUCACUACUGAGUUAAUGGUGUUGACUCUGCCUCCAAAUUCCCCAGACCUCAAGCCGAUCAGAAUCUGUGGGAUGUACGUACUGGACAAACAAGUCCGAUUCACAGAGGCCCCACCUCACAACUUGCAGGACUGAAAGGAUCUGCUGCUAACAUCUUGGUGCCAGAUACCACAGCACGCCUUCAGAGGUGUCAUGGAGUUCAGGCCUCGAUGGCGAAUAAGCAAAUUAUCUGCCAGUAGAAUAAGACCAUUUCAGACUUGAACGGAGUAAACAGAAAUGUACUUAAUUUUAUAUGUUUGAAUCUAAUAUAAUGGAGAAUUAUUAUCAGAGCACUUUUUCAAUGGAAUAAAAAUAAGUUUUAUUCCCUUCUAA
Neoarius graeffei (lesser salmon catfish) is the source of this 5922-nucleotide messenger RNA. RefSeq names its product sorting nexin 27a (gene snx27a). Gene Ontology annotation, molecular function: phosphatidylinositol-3-phosphate binding; protein binding. Bases 31 to 1701 code for a protein of 556 amino acids. Gene Ontology annotation, biological process: signal transduction; intracellular protein transport. Gene Ontology annotation, cellular component: early endosome. The transcript has 13 exons. The record is from RefSeq and is a predicted model, not a curated record. Lineage: Eukaryota; Metazoa; Chordata; Actinopteri; Siluriformes; Ariidae.